UGUUUUGUAUUUAUUGGGUGUUGGGGAAUUUUAAGCCGCUCUGCCGGGAAAGGGUAAUUAUAAGGACCUGAUUAAUGCCUCAAUACAUAAAUAAUACAGGGCUAGAAAAUCUGCUUAAGGAGAUUAUCUGACAAUCUGCAUUUGAAUCGAUGGAAAGGUCACCAGUUUACUCCCAGGAAAACGGCCUUCUGCCUGCUUUUUUUUGGGCUGAGAUUGGAAGCGGAAACGUUGCCGUCCUUUGUUUUAAUUCGUUGUAAGUCUCCCAGGCCGGGAGAAUUAAAUAUAUCAGCGUCUUCCAGCACUGCAUCAUCCUCACUUGUCCAGUCAGCUCUUGGCGUAUAAGCCGUUUUGCUUGGAUUUUCCUCCAAGAAAGAGCUUGUGGGUGGACUUCUUUCUUCCGUGAGGCACAGAAAUCAUUCACAAGAGAGGCUGGCUCAAGAUUAUAGAGCAUUGAUCGAGUGGCUUUCGUUUUCUGGGUCCUUUUUUUCCAUGAACUGUGGCUGGUCCCCUGGCCAGUUGGGACUUCCUUUUUGCUUGCUUAGAAGGCAUUUCCGCUGGUUGUUCUCUCCAAUAGAAAUGAGGAUUGGAGGAGACAGCCAUCUGCAGGAAAGGGCCAACACUGCAUCAACACUUAGAGCAAAGGAGGAAAAGUUAAUUAAACGGGUGACCUGAAGAAGUGGUUGAAGCUUUGGGGCCAAGCCCAACAGAAUUCCUCUCCCUUUUAAUGCCAUCCUAUGUAUGGGGUCCUUUAGUUUUCCAUACCAUGACUAUGCCAGAGGUGUGGGGAUUUGCUUCUUCAUGGCGUCUCUCUGUUGGGCCCUCCCCUCCGGCCAAAGGCUGGCAAGUAAGGUUCCUGCACAGAGCCAGGCAGGGGCCACGGUGCUCUUCCCUCACUGCAGACACACACAAAGCACUGGGUUUGACAUGCUUUUGAGGGCUUGGGAUCUUACACACUUUAUAAUUAUAUGCAUAAAAUACAGUCAAAGUGAUGGAUGCUGGGUCACUGACCCACAUUUGUCAUCCAAUGUCCUUUCUGUUGUGGUUGAGUUGAUUUCCUAAACCUCUGUUGCCUGCGGACUCUUCAUGUCAGUCUGUCUUGAGCCUAAUAUUUUACUUUAUGUUGUGUUUUUGAUGGGUUGACGGUUUCUGCUCUGUGGUUACUGUGUACUGGUUUGCCAAUCCUAUCUGCCCUUCCUAAUGCUUCAAGUGCAUCUAGUCCCCUUUGCAACAAGCUUCAUUCGUUUUGGUCUGGGAGUUGCCUCCAAGGGCAGGGGAACUUGGUCCAGGUGUUGGGUCUUUGUCCUUCUUGUCAAGGCUUUUCCCUUGACAACAGUGCCCUCUCGGCUCAAAAGGGACUGGCAGCUCCCUGCCCAGGCCUAUUUAUCACUCACUGCCUUUUGAUCCAGGAAGCGCUGAGCCGUGCCUGGGCCCUCCUCCUCCUCUGCCUCUCCUCCUCCUCUUUCCUCCUCCUCCUCCUCCUCCUCCUCCUCCUCUUUGUAUGUGAUUCAGCAUUUCCAGCCCUCCAGUCUCAGUCCUGUUUGUGAAAGUUGGAGCUGCGGAGGCUUUGGAGAGGGAGCCAGAUGGGAAAGAGGAGCGCCCAGCCCAGCGAGGAGAUCUGCUCUGCUGCUGCUGCUGCUACAAGGGCUUUCCUUUAAUUAAGACAAAAGGAUUAACAAGCGACAACCAGGGAUUGACCACUGGGUCCUUCACAGGUUUUUGAGUUUGAAAAUACACAGACGAACGGCACUCUUCUUGGCCUCCAAAGGAGUCUUGUUUGCAUUCCAAAGAAAGCAGGAGAGGAGAUUUCACAGCCGCUGCCAACUGCACGAGAUGCUUCGGUCGGGCUUUGCAUGAAUUUGCUCAGAGCGCAGCUUCGCGAGACACGGCUUUCUUUUGGGGAGACCGUGGAUGCCUUGGAGAAGAGAAGUGUGGCCGUGUCUCUUGCUCCUGCUCCUCCGCAUCGGGCCAGCAUGUAUUGUGCGUACCCGGUGCCCGGCCUGGGCGGCCCCUCAUUGAUGUACUACUACAACGGGAAGACGGUCUACGCGCCAUCCCCAAAUUCAGAUGACUUUAAUCGAGAAUCUCCAAGUUACCCAUCUCCAAAGCCACCAAGCAGUAUGUUUGCCAGCACUUUCCUUUUACAAGAUGGGACCCACGCAGCCUCUGACCCUUGGAGCCCUUCCAACGGGGUGAGCCAGGCGGGAUACGGGGCCAUGCUGGAAGGGGCCGCCGCCUCCCACGUCACACACGCCGGCAGCUUUGGCGGCCGACACGCUCACGAGCGCCUGAGCUACCCCCCACACUCGGUCUCGCCCACUGAUCUCAACACCAGCCUUCCUCCGAUGUCCAGCUUCCACCGAGGCAGCGGCAGUGGUUCGUCCUACGCAGCAGCCUCCCACACCCCACCGGUCAAUGGGUCAGACAACAGCAGCAUUCUGGUCAACAGAGGCAAUGCGACCGGAAGCUCUCAGACGGGGGACGCCCUCGGGAAAGCCCUGGCCUCUAUUUAUUCUCCUGACCACACCAGCAGCAGCUUUCCUUCCAAUCCCUCCACACCGGUUGGAUCCCCUUCGCCACUCACAGGUGCCAGCCAGUGGUCCCGGGCCGGAGGACAGGCCCCUUCCUCGCCCAACUAUGAGAACUCCCUGCACUCCUUGCAGUCGCGGAUGGAGGACCGCUUGGACCGGCUGGACGAUGCCAUCAACGUGCUGCGGAACCACGCAGUGGGACCUUCCACCAGCCUGGCCGGGGCCCAUGCCGCCGACAUCCAGAGCCUGCUGGGAGCCGUCCACAACGGGCCUAUUGGCAGCUUGAGCGCUAGCUAUGGAGCCGCCAGCCUCGCAACAGCAGCUGCUCGACCGGUCUCCUCGCUGGUCAACGCACACCGAGAAGAUGGUGCCGGCCUUGCCAGCAACCAUUCGGGACUGCCCUCCAUGCUCCCUGCUCAGAAUGCAGACCUGAACCACAAGGCGCAAGAGAGCUACAGAGUGCUGUCGGCCACCUUGGGCCCUGCGGAGAUCAAGUCGGAGCACAAGGAGAAAGACGAGAGCGUGCACGAUGCAGCCUCUUCGGACGACAUGAAAUCUGACGACGAGUCCUCCCAAAAGGAUAUCAAGAUUUCAUCCAGAGGAAGAACGAGCACCAACGAAGAUGAGGACCUGAACCCAGAGCAGAAGCUGGAGCGGGAGCGGGAGCGGCGGAUGGCCAACAACGCCCGGGAGCGCCUGCGGGUGCGAGACAUCAAUGAGGCCUUCAAGGAGCUGGGCCGGAUGUGCCAGCUGCACCUGAAGAGCGAGAAGCCCCAGACCAAGCUGCUCAUCCUGCACCAGGCCGUGGCCGUCAUCCUCAGCCUCGAGCAGCAAGUGCGGGAGAGGAACCUCAACCCCAAAGCAGCCUGCCUUAAGAGAAGGGAAGAAGAGAAGGUGUCUGCCGUAUCGGCAGAGCCCCCACCUCCGCACCCGGGAAGCCACCCUGGCCUUAGUGAAACUACAAACCCUAUGGGUCACAUGUGAGCACCAGCCAGAAUUCCAGACUGAUGGGAGGAAGCCCAGGCGAAGGACCCUUUCUGCACAGGACACAGACUGGAAACCGCCCUCGACGAAGACAACGCUCUGGCCGGCAGGAGGAGAAGCACGAGGCCCCGAUGCCAUCUUGCGCCAUGGGGAAAGCAGCUGCCCAAAGGGCAACUAGCCUGGUUGCCGGCGCCACUUUCCAAGAGAGAGCCUUUCUGCCCUGAUGGCGCUCCUUGUCCUCCUCCUCCUCCUCUUCCUCCCACAAGCAGCAGCCAGCCGCUCCCGCACAAUCAAUCCGAGACUCGUUGCUCUCCUCUCCACUCGCCGUGGAAGUCGCCUUGUGCCUAAACUGAAUUGACAAACGCAUUGUAACUGCAAAUUGUUAUUUAUUUGUAGAGGUCUGCCUAUGAAGAGAAACAGUAAGCCUGUUGAGAGCCAUUGGGGGGGGGGGGGGGGUCAGCAGCCAUGCCGGCCGGCCUGCCUCCAGGAGGGCAUCUGAGUGGGAAGCCAGGGCCGCCGGUGCCCCUUCUUCUCUUUCCCAAUGUUAUCUCUAGAGUGUGUUAAAGGAAACAACGGGGUCCAGGCCAGGGGGGCUUCCCUCUGCCUCCCAUUCCUCGAUGUGAGCAGACCCCACGGUGCCCAGAUGCCUCGGGCUACAGCCAGGUCUCUUUCAGACAAGCCGUGGAUAAAGAACCUGAGCAUUGGGAGGGAGGGCAGUGAGGGGUGGCCUCUAAAUGUCUCCUCAGCCCCCUCCUCCAGGCUGCUGGGGGUGUCCUGCUUCAGCGAAUGGGGUAAGGAAAAGCCACAUCAGUUUUGCUUUAUUUUCUAAGCAGAAAGCCCACAUAAAGCACAAAAUGUGUUGAGAUGCAAGCCAGGCGCUUCAUAUUUAUGUGCCGCCAGCCUCUGAUUGGCAGUCUGGUCCAAACGUCCUUUGGGAUGAGGACCCCUGCCCCCUCCCUAUGUGAAAGCAGUUCUGUGGAGUGGUCUGUCACCUGCAUGCUAGCGCCCCCCCCCCCCCUUUUGAUUGAGAAGAGCAGGUUCUUCAGAGAGAGGAGAGAGAAGGGGACUUUGCUCCUGAAGGCCCCCCCCCCAAUUGUGCCCUUCCAUCCACGGUCUUCCAUUGGAGAAGAGGAGUGGGAAGGGGCAGCCCCUGCCUUUCCUCUCUCCUCUGCUUGUCUCUCUUCUCUCCCCAGGAGCAAUCCUGCCGCCUUCUGAAAGAACAAAUGCGGGGAGCAUCUCAGGUGGGGGCUCACCUGCAGCCGCUCUGUUGACUCUGUCAUUGUUCUCCUCCUCCUCCUCCUCCCUUUCGGUGCUUCCCGGGGAGCCUUGCAGGGCCUUCCCUCCGCCAGGCCUUUUCCUUGCUCCUUCGCUGUCCUGACUCUCUUAGGUUUUGCCAUUAACCCAGAAGCUUCCCUUCACGAAAUGGAAAGAGUGAGUGAGAGGAAGAGAACGACUCAGAGAGAGAGAGA
Messenger RNA from Anolis carolinensis (green anole), 4981 nucleotides. RefSeq names its product transcription factor 12 (gene tcf12). Bases 1851 to 3512 code for a protein of 553 amino acids. The record is from RefSeq and is a predicted model, not a curated record. Gene Ontology annotation, cellular component: chromatin; transcription regulator complex. Lineage: Eukaryota; Metazoa; Chordata; Lepidosauria; Squamata; Anolidae. The transcript has 13 exons. Gene Ontology annotation, molecular function: protein dimerization activity; RNA polymerase II cis-regulatory region sequence-specific DNA binding; DNA-binding transcription factor activity, RNA polymerase II-specific. Gene Ontology annotation, biological process: regulation of transcription by RNA polymerase II.